AUGGCACGUCUUACAGCUAACCUCAUUCUAGCGACGUUCGCUUUCGUCACCGUUAUUCCCACCCUUUCCGCGGGAAUAAUCGGGGAAGAAACCCUGACCUGCACUCACUAUGCCCAAGCAAACACCGAGUCUGCCACUUGCGGUGAUCGACCAACUGUUGUUUGCUCACGAAAAUGUACCGGUGGAGUUGUUGUUGAUGGCUGCUCCUUGGCACAGCAGUCAUCCGCGUCUUCGACGCGUCAAACCUGCACUAUUGGCUUCAGCCAAACCUCGGCGACCAAUAGCAUUUGUGUCAAUGCACAGGGUUCUUUCUCGUGCUCCGGUGUCCCAACUGGCCAAGCCACUUGCUCGGGAUGCGUGGACUCACAGCAAUCAGUGCUCCAGUCGGGCCCAGUACUCGGUGCUCUGGGCAGCAGUGCAGCCGCCGUUGUCCCGGCGGUUGCCGCCAGUCCUUCCGCCCCGAUCGUUUCCCAAAACCAUACAGCCAACGCGUCGCCUUCUAAAACAUCGGCUCUGCCUGUUGCUCAAGUUGGAGCUGUUACCCCAAUUGCUGCUCAAAUUAUCCAGCCCGCUGUAGUCGCCAGUUCUCCUACUUAUUCUCAACCUGGCACGCCCAACAGUACUACAAUUGUAUACUCUGCUAUUCCUGCAAGCCAAGAUGAAGCUCCGUUAGAGGAUGACAACACUACCUCAUCAGCUUCCUCGGUUUACUUGAAAAACUCGGCGCAGCUCGUUGUCACCAUUGGGAUCAUGGCCGUCGGAGCUGUCACGCUAUGA
Puccinia triticina is the source of this 777-nucleotide messenger RNA. RefSeq lists its product as uncharacterized. Lineage: Eukaryota; Fungi; Basidiomycota; Pucciniomycetes; Pucciniales; Pucciniaceae. The transcript has 6 exons. The coding region runs from base 1 to 777 and encodes 258 amino acids. The record is from RefSeq and is a predicted model, not a curated record.